GGGCUGGGUGGAGCGGUUCGGCCCCGCUGCAGGGCGUCCCUGACAGGCCGGGAGCCAAGCUCCUGCCCGAUGAAGGGAGGGAGGAAGGGGGUCGAGAUGGAAGUCGCGGCCUUCACACGGCCGCAGUGAGUUUUCCACCUGUGCGCGAGGAGAAUGAGUGGAGGAAUGAGUGCCACAUCAGCCACGAGUUGCCCCUUGCCACCACCACUUGCGUCUGAACAAGAGGAGCAAGAGUGUUCUGAGACACAUAUGUCUGUCUUGUGGUAUGCAGGGGAGUUUGCAGUUACUUACUAUGAUACAGAAGAUUGCUCAGUUUACUUCAUGCCUGACACACCUGAUAGCGAAGGCCUUGAGCUACUGCAAAAAGUGACUGGGGAAGUUCAUCCUAAAUGCAUAGUGACAAGUGCAAAACAGGACCAGAAUAUUGCCAAUUUCCUGACCAGCCUAGCAGACAGUGAUAGCAAUAAAGGAAAAAUAGAAAUUGUUCUGUUUCCUAACAUAGAUUUUGGCCUAGAAGUCAGCAAGCAACGAAUCCUAUCUAGACAAUUUCCAUUUAUCCCAUCCCAUAUGACUGCAACAGAAAAAAUUCUUUAUUUGUCCUCAGUCAUCCCUUUUGAGAGCCCACUCAUGAUCAGAGCCUUAGGGGGGCUUCUUAAGUACCUGGACAGGAGAAGGGUUGGAGUUGAACUGGAAGAAAGCAGUAUUGCAGUUCCUGUUUUGGCCUUUAGAAAGUUUGUGCUGUCAGAAACUGUGAAUAUAGACCAAGACACUUACUGUGUCCUACAGAUAUUUAAAAGUGAUAUCCAUCCUUCUGUGUAUAAGCUUUCUAGUGGAUUAAAAGAAGGAUUCAGUUUAUAUGGGAUUUUAAAUCGCUGUAGGUGCAAAUGGGGAGAAAAGCUUUUGAGGCUGUGGCUUACGCGGCCUACUCGGAACUUGACAGAGCUAAACAAACGGCUGGAUGUUAUCCACUUCUUCCUGUUGGCUCAGAACCAUGAAACAGUCCUUACCCUUCAAGAUUGCCUCAGGAAUAUAAAAAAUGUGCCUCUUAUUCUAAAAAGAAUGACUCUAUCCCAUACAAAAGUUAGUGACUGGCAAGCACUCUAUAAGACAGUGUGCAGUGCACUGUGCCUUAGAGACACAUGUCGCUCUCUGCCCCAUAGUAUUGAACUCUUUCAGAUUAUUUCACGCGUCUUCACUGAUGAUCUGCAAUACAUUGCUAGUCUAAUCAGCAAAGUGGUGGACUUUGAAGGCAGCCUCUCACAAAAUCGCUUCACUGUUAGACCCAACGUGGAUCCCACCAUUGAUGAAAAGAAGCGAAGGCUAAUGGGUCUGUCAGACUUCCUUACAGAAGUGGCACAAAAAGAACUGGAAACAUUGGACAACCAUAUUCCUUCCUGUUGUGUGAUCUACAUUCCUUUGAUUGGGUUCCUUCUCUCCAUUCCACGGCUACCAAGUAUGGUGGAUAAAAGCGACUUUGAAAUUGAAGGCUUGGACUUCAUGUUCUUGUCCGAGGAUAAACUGCACUACAGAAGUGCUAGAACUAAGGAGCUAGACAGCCUGCUGGGUGACUUGCACUGUGAGAUAAGAGACCAGGAAACACUUAUUAUGCACCAGCUGCAGACAAAGAUCUUGGAGAGGUCUGAAGUGCUUAACAACGUGAUUGAGUAUACUGCACACCUAGAUGUGCUGUUGGCUCUGGCAGUGAUGGCCCGGGAGAACUCCUACUGCCGGCCACGCUUUACUCAGCGCCAUGGCUUCCACAUCAAGGACGGAAGACAUCCACUGAUGGAACUAUGUGCAAAGACAUUUGUGGCUAAUCCAGUGAACAGUGGUGAGGCUACCAGACGAAUAAAGAUAAUCACUGGGCCCAACUCAUCUGGAAAGAGCAUCUACUUAAAGCAAGUAGGUCUUAUAAUAUUUAUGGCUCUAAUCGGCAGUUACGUGCCUGCAGCAGAGGCAGAGAUAGGAGCAAUUGACGGGAUUUACACAAGAAUCCACACUAGGGAAUCAGUUUCUGUAGGACUCUCCACAUUCAUGAUUGAUCUUAACCAGGUUGCCAAGGCAGUGAACAAUGCUACAGAGAGGUCGUUGGUACUUAUUGAUGAGUUUGGCAAAGGGACCAACACACUAGAUGGCCUGGCCCUUCUGGCUGCUGUGCUGAAGUACUGGAUCAAUCAAGGAACCCAGUGUCCACAGGUCUUUGUCUCCACUAAUUUUCACAGCUUAAUGCAGCUGGAACUCUUGCCUGACACACCUCUUCUGGAAUACCUGGCCAUGGAGACCCACCAAGAUGGAGAUGAGUUGGUGUUUUUCUAUCAGAUCAAACAAGGAGUAUCCACUGUUAGUCAUGCUGCCAACAUUGCUGCACUAGCUGGAAUGCCUGCCAAAAUUAUUGAAAGAGGAGUGGAAGUAUCAGAACUGAUUCGCAAUGGAAAAGCUAUCAAACGUAUUGAUCAUCCUUCAAAAGGAGACCAGAUGGAAAAAUGCAAGGCUGUUGUUGAAAAGUUUCUUAGCCUAGACCUUGAUGAUCCUAAUGUGAACUUAGAGGAGUUCAUGCAUAAAGAGGUGUUGCCUUCUGCAGCCUCAAUUCUAUAGCAUGGUUAUAUCUAAAAGCAUAUAUUACAAGGUAUCUGCUAUGUUCGGUAGGGUGGUUUGGUAAUUUCAACAACAAUGACUAUGACUAAUGCCUCACACUACAUUUCACUUUUAAAAAUUGUCUAUAGUGUAUGUCAUUUCUUAUUCUUGUUUACAAUCAGUAUGGAAGUUACAUAUCUUUGUAUGGUGCAUGAUAUGAAAGCAGGAAGACUGGAAGAGGAGAAUUCAAGAACCUCUUCCAGCUGUUGGAUCAUGCAUUUUGAGCCCCUAUUGUUAGAUUCUCAGACUAAAAAAAUACGGUAGAAAAAUCAAAAUAGUUCUGCUGGUCUCAUGAGAUUGUAAAAACAAAGUGUUUAUUGUUUUGUGCACUGUUGAAGUAAUCAUUUCAGUCAUUUUAGGAUCAUCAUCAAAGGAUCACAAAUAAGCAUGUGCCUUCGACUCUCAGAUCAGCAAAUAACAUUGUUACAAUACAAACCUCUAAAGUAGACACUGAUUAAUGGAAAUACAGAGGGAUUGAAUGAGCUCUGUGACAUUUAAUAAAGCUGCAUUUCUGGCCAUAAUGGCAGAGAGAUUCCAAGAGUUGAUAUAAAAAGAAUGGAAGUCAGAAUCAGUGGGGUCUGACUACAGGGGAAAAAUUUUGGUUUUAUUGAGAAUCACUCUCUUCUGUUAAGGUCCUGCAGAGUAAGAGUAAGUAAGAGUACAUAAUUAUGCUCUGUGAGUAUAAAAGCAAAAUUACAAGUCUGGGAAAUGGUAAACCAUACUAGGGAUAUAAGACAGCAUUUUUUUCAAGUACUGAGUAAAAUUUAAAAGAUUAAUACCAGAGCAAAGGGAGUCCAUUUCACUUCUGUCAGUGCAAAGGAUCUUCAAUGAACACAGCAUUUGAUUCCAAAUUCAUUCCAAAGGGUACCCAAAGACACACUGCCUGCUUAAUCUGGGGAAGUUUUCUAUGGCACAUUUGAUUUCAGGAUUGUCAAACUGAAUGUGAAGAAUGAGUUUCUCCACUUCUCAGAAGUUCAGAAGGUUUUUUAACCUGAGAAGCCGAGACAGCACUCAGACAGCUCUUUCCUUAUCCACUUUAUCUGAAAUGUUAUCCUUUACUAAUUUCUAUUUCCAAGGUUGUGUUUUUUGUUUUCUUUUCUGUUUUACAUUUAUCAUUUUGUCUAUUCUUAGCUUAAUGCUGGGACUUCAAAGUGGAAAGCUGUUUUCUUGAGAUUUUUCUUCAUUUUGAAUUCUCAAACUCUUUUAAGUUGUAAAUACCUGUGACAGCUUUGGAAAGGUAAAAUCUUCUCAGAAGAUACAUAUCUCACAGAAUGUAAAUCAAAGGGAAAUGCUGGUGGAAUUUAGAUGUCAUUGCAUGGAGAAUGCUUUAAAGUACUGAUUCAAAUUUGAAAUCUCACAUUUAAAAAUAUAUAUUAAUAUAUUUUUGAAGCUGUAGCUGUGAACUAAAGUCAACUACUUUGUUCUGUUUACUCUUUUAUAUGCUUUCUCAUGCCAUCUUCAUCCACUCUCCAUUUCUUGUUUUUCAUGCUAUUAUACGAUCUGAAAAUGCAAUCAAACAUUAUGUUAAGAUGUACUACAAAAUAGAUGGAAUUUCUGCCCUUCCCAUUGUUAUUUAUUGUUGUCAGGGAAUGCACUUAAACUAUCUUACUAAAUAUAUGGAGCCAAUUAAACUAAAAAUGAUAGAGAAGACUGAUACUAAUGCCAGACAGUGGAUUGACUGAUGAAAAUUCCUGAUAGUUUAUGGAUUUUUAAUAUAUAAUAUCUUUCAAAACAGUGCAUCUUUAGGAUACUAUGUGUAUUAUUCAGUAUUAUGGAGGACUAAGGAAGAUGAUUUGAAAUGACACCGACCUGGUUCUGUCAGUAGCUGUGAAUAUCAGAACACAGAAAACAUGUAUGCUGGCCAAUACUUCAUGCAAGGUAGAUGAAUGUUUAAAAAACAAACAAACAAACCAGACUGGCAAAAAAGCACCUUGAUUAUCUGACAUGUUUUAACAAAACAGUUACAUUGAUGAACAGCUGAUAUUCUGCAAAAGCUGUGGAUUUUCAGAAUGUUUUAAAAAGCAGCCGUUAAUACAAGCAAAAGCUUCAGCCUACACUUUUAUGAGCUAUAGCGCACCACCUACAACCUGCAGACAAGUCCUUAUCUCGCUUCAGAGCAACUAUGUAUACAUUAUCUCCCUGAAGCUACUUAAUGCAUCUCAGAACUCAUUCCAUCUUCCAGCUCAUUUCAGAAUAUCCCUUAAUUAAGAUUUUCACCUUUCGUUUUUUAUAGUUUUUUUUCUAAUGAUUAAAGUACUUCAGAGCUUGCUAAAUCAACUGACAAUAAUUAUAAUAUGUACUUUAAUCCUUAUUUUUAGAAAAUAUUUCUUCUGAAAAUUUCUUUCUGGGUUGAAAGGUUACAUAAAACAUUUUAUUGCAAUGCCAGCAAAGACAUUUUAUGGAGAUAUAUCUUAUGUUAAUAAUAAAUUACUGUUAAGUUAGUAUGAAAUAAAAAGCUAGAUGUGCUAUUAUUGCUUCUCUAUAUUUCUCAUUAUAGUUAUUGUAACUUACUUCUAUGUUUGUCUGGUUUUUUUUGUCAAAAAAACUAAUAAAUGGGCAAGAAAUAGAUACUUGCAAGAGAAUAUAAUUCUGUAUUUCAUCACUGCUGUGUAAUUCACCAAAACAUAUUCUAUCAAGAGAAAUGCAAGCCUGCAUAUUAUGCAUAAUCAACAUAUAAAUUCCCCUGUUUAUUUGCUUUUUUUCUCCCACAGAGUAACCAAACAGUAUCCACACAAGCAGCAUAUAAAUACUGUGACAGCAUUUCUAACUAUGUAAUCUACAUCUUAGUACUAAUUCUGUAAUUUUGAACAAGUAAUUCCAUCUUUUGGCUUUGCAUAGUUUCACAAAAGAAAACAGGCUAUGAUUUUACUGCAAUGAGAAUAUCAAAAGUAUUAACCUACAGUACAGUAUAGGACUGUGUUUUAAAGGGUAGAUGUGCAAAUUAUUCCUUCUAACAUAGCAGUAUUUUAAAGUCUUACCUCUUCAACUGGCUACAGAGAUGUAAA
This is a messenger RNA of Gallus gallus (chicken), 5639 nucleotides long. Its product is annotated as mutS protein homolog 5-like. Gene Ontology annotation, biological process: mismatch repair; chiasma assembly. Lineage: Eukaryota; Metazoa; Chordata; Aves; Galliformes; Phasianidae. The transcript has 2 exons. The record is from RefSeq and is a predicted model, not a curated record. Gene Ontology annotation, molecular function: ATP-dependent DNA damage sensor activity; ATP binding; mismatched DNA binding. The coding region runs from base 154 to 2595 and encodes 813 amino acids. Gene Ontology annotation, cellular component: nucleus.